AUGAGCGAGUUUGAGUUACUUGGCAUCCACCAGUGGCUGUCAAAGCAGUGCGCCUACAUGGCGCUGCACCACCCCACGCCCAUCCAGAAACUUUGCAUUCCCGCGAUUCUCGCCGGCAACUGCGUGGUGGGAGGCGCGGCUACUGGAAGCGGUAAGACGGCGGCCUUUGCCCUCCCUCUGCUACAAAUUCUUGCUGAGGACCUCUACGGGGUGUUCGCGCUUGUGUUGACGCCGUCCCGCGAGCUUGCUUACCAAAUCUUGGACCAGUUUGUGGCACUCGGUGCCCCUUUGCACAUACGCCCCGCCAUCAUCAUCGGCGGCCUGCCGCACGAGCAGCAGCUGGACGCGUUAAAAGCCCGCCCACAUGUCGUUGUUGCCACCCCGGGUCGUCUCAAGUUUAUGUUAGAAAAAUUCCCAGAGGCCCGUAAAGCCUUUUCUCACCUGCGUUUCCUUGUGCUUGACGAGGCGGACCGACUGACAAGCGGCGACAUUGAGACGGAUGUGGCGGAGGUUGCUCGUCUGCUUCCUCCCGCGCGUCCCGAACGGCGUGUACUGCUGUUUACCGCCACACUGGAACAGCGCCUCACGCGGGUAGAGGAGGGUGGGUGGCUGGAGCGUCUCGGAAUGGCGCAUGGCGCCCAGCAGCUCCAAGUCUUCGCCACCAACACUCUGACAAACGUCGCGGCUGGCCACGGGGCAACAGCUGAGUCGUACGCCGUCGCCGAUUCGCUGCAGCAGCGAUACCUCUUUAUCCCCAACAUGGUGAAACUAGCCUACCUUGUUGCCUCCCUUCGAGCGGCGGGGACGGAGCAAUCCACCAUCGUCUUCACCAACUCCUGCAUGCGCUGUGAAGUAGUUCGACUGACGCUACAGCUGUUGGGAUUCCCUGUCUGCAGUCUUAACUCGAUCAUCUCACAGAAACACCGACUCGAUAAUUUGGCCACCUUCAAGCUUGGAAUUGCCCGUAUUUUGGUGGCAACCGAUAUCGCGAGUCGCGGGCUAGACAUCCCCGCCGUGGGCCUGGUGCUGCACUACGACCUGCCCAAGCAGGCGCCCACUUACUUGCACCGUGUGGGUCGCACAGCGCGUGCAGGUCGCGAGGGCCUUUCCGUCGCCUUCGUGACGGAGUACGACGUGGAUUUGGUGCGGCGUCUCGAGAAGAAAAUUGUGCACACCAUGUCGCUCUGGAAGGCCAAGGGUGUCAGUGAGAAGGAAGUGCUGAAGGUUCUCGAUGAAGUCUCUGCGGCGAAGGUGCAGGCGAAGCUACAGGUGGAGGAUCAGUUUGGGCGGCGAGUGAGCACGCUGAAGGCCCACGCGGCAGAAAAGCGAGCCCGCCUCGGGGAGCACGAGCAGGAGCAGGGCUCCAUCAAGGCAAAGCCCGGGAAACCGGCCCCGUUGCGCUCCACACCGGACGCAGUCCCCGUCAAGGGGCGCCCAAAAACAAAGCGAGAAAAGCCCUCAAAGAGGCGGCGGAGCGACGACGUGUAA
Molecule: messenger RNA, 1488 nt
Organism: Trypanosoma conorhini
Lineage: Eukaryota; Euglenozoa; Kinetoplastea; Trypanosomatida; Trypanosomatidae
Product: putative ATP-dependent RNA helicase
Exons: 1
Coding region: 1-1488 (495 amino acids)
Molecular function (GO): ATP binding; RNA helicase activity; nucleic acid binding
Source: RefSeq, a predicted model, not a curated record